Molecule: messenger RNA, 1120 nt
Organism: Effrenium voratum
Lineage: Eukaryota; Dinophyceae; Suessiales; Symbiodiniaceae
Source: the annotation of a GenBank genome assembly
GCUCAAGGCUCUGGACAGCCAGGGUCGCCCCUCGCAAACUCGCGAGCCUUAGUGUGUCUGCACAUCAUUUCCAUCUUCACGUAGCUUUAUACGUCUCUAUGUCAGAUCCAUGAAACGCUUCUGCGCGAUUACGCUCGCUUUCGCCGACGCCAGCCUCGAGUCUCGCUUCGACGCGAGCUUCUUGGAGUUGGGCGCCGGCGCGAACCUCACCUGGAGUGGCCGCUGGCAAGAGCGGGUGCGCGAGAGUGGGGCAUCCCUUCCGGACCUCAAGAAGAUCGAGAAGGACUCGCCCUUUGGGACAGGCCCCGGCCGGAAGGUGACGUGCGUGGGCACCAAAGGCGUGCUCGCGCCGGUGGGCUUCUCGGAGCCCACGCUGCAGCCCCUGGUGCCCGCCACCUCCAUCGACGAGGUCUGGGCCUACAACGACGCCGGCAGGUAUGGGGCCAGUGUUCAGGGCAUGAAGUUUGUGGCCCUCGCUCUGGCAUCUGGGGAGCUGAAUGGAGGCGCGUAUCAGAUCCUCUUCGGCACGGACGUGCCAAAAUCUGCUGCGCUUUGGGGCGGCAGCGACUGCGACUACACUUCGGCGAAGCUGACGGUGGGCGCAAGGGCCGACAGCUCCGGCAAGGAGGGCUCUGGGGGCUGGGAGGGCAGCAGUUGGCGCAUCUACCGCCAGGUGACCUGCGUGGGUACCUGGGGCACUCAUCUGCCCUGGAGCUACACCAAGCCCGUGAGCAGCCCCAAGCUGCCCAAGAGCCCCGAUGAGGUUUGGCGUAUCAACGUCGCCGGGGAUUUCGGCUCCAACGUGCAGGGCAUGCGCUACGCGCUGGUGAGCCUGUCGAAGGGCCAGGAUAACGGAGGAACUUAUGACAUCCUCUUCAGCAACAGCCUCCCUCCUGAGAAGGAGUCGGUCUGGGAAGAGUCGGACUGCGAGUUCGGGGUGAAGCAGAUGCUCAUGGGCGCUGCCCCCGACUCCAAAGCCAGGACGAAGAAAGACACCAGCUUCGGGGGCCGCACGUGGAAGUUCUACAAGCGCGAGGCCACUUGCGCGGCGGAAGUGGCCGUCCUCAACCCGGCCGCAGUGAUGUGCAACACCAACAACUACUGGGGAGGCAGGCGCUAG